GCGUGGGGCAGGCGGGGCCGGACAGGGUUGGGACUGGGCUUGGGGUUGGGGCCGGGGAUGCAGCAGCAGGGCGGACCUGUGGGGUUUGAGCCGUGGCGGAGGGAUGGCCAAUGUGCGGGUGGCCGUGAGGGUCCGGCCCCUCAGCAAAAGGGAGACCAAAGAAGGGGGAAGAAUUAUUGUGGAAGUUGAUGGCAGAGUGGCAAAAAUCAGGAAUUUAAAGGUGGAUGGUCGACCUGAUGGCUUUGGCGACUCCCGGGAGAAGGUUGUGGCUUUUGGCUUUGAUUACUGCUACUGGUCAGUCAACCCAGAGGACCCCCAGUAUGCAUCUCAGGAUGUGGUGUUCCAGGAUUUGGGGACUGAAGUUCUAUCUGGAGCUGCCAAAGGCUACAACAUAUGCCUUUUUGCCUAUGGGCAGACAGGUUCUGGGAAGACAUACACCAUGCUGGGCACCCCAGCCUCUGUUGGACUGACACCACGGAUAUGUGAGGGUCUCUUCAUCAGGGAGGAUGACUGCACCCCGCUGCCUUCCUCCUGCAGAAUAAAAGUCAGCUUCCUGGAAAUCUAUAAUGAACGAGUGCGGGACCUGCUGAAGCAGUCUGAUCAAAAAAAGUCCUAUACCCUUCGGGUCAGGGAGCACCCAGAGAUGGGACCCUAUGUACAAGGUUUAUCUCAACAUGUAGUUACCAACUAUAAGCAAGUAAUUCAACUCUUGGAGGAGGGGAUAGCAAACAGAAUCACAGCAGCAACCCAUGUUCAUGAGGCCAGCAGCAGAUCCCAUGCCAUCUUCACUAUCUACUAUACACAGGCAAUCCUGGAGAACAACCUCCCCUCGGAAAUUGCUAGCAAGAUCAACCUUGUGGACCUAGCAGGCAGUGAAAGAGCAGAUCCCAGUUACUGUAAGGACCGGCUUACUGAAGGAGCCAACAUCAACAAGUCUCUCGUGACUCUGGGAAUCGUCAUCUCCACCUUAGCCCAGAACUCUCAAGUGUUCAGCAGCUGCCAGAGCUUCAGCAGCUCAGCCAGCGAUGGUGGCAACAGUGGGGUCCCUAGCUCUCCUUCCGGGACCAGCAGUGACGGGGGACGCUCCCGGAGGCAGUCUUACAUCCCGUACAGGGACUCUGUGUUGACCUGGCUGCUGAAGGACAGCCUUGGAGGCAACUCCAGAACCAUCAUGGUUGCCACCGUGUCUCCUGCACACACUAGCUACAGUGAGACCAUGAGCACAUUGAGAUAUGCAUCCAAUGCCAAAAACAUCAUCAACAAGCCGCGGGUAAAUGAGGAUGCAAAUGUGAAGUUGAUCAGAGAGCUCAGAGAUGAGAUUGGAAGACUGAAAGCCAUGCUGCUGAGCUUCGAGCUGAGAAACUUCCAUUCAUUGAAUGAGGGAAAGGAAGAGAAUCUGAAGGAGCUGGUUCUCCAAAAUGAAUUGAAGAUUGACCAGCUGACCAAAGACUGGACCCGGAAGUGGGAUGAGUGGAAGGCCCUUGUGGAGCAUUACAGAGUGGACAUCAACAGGAGGAGAGCUGGGCUGGUCAUCGACUCCAGCCUGCCACACCUGAUGGCCUUGGAGGAUGACGUCCUCAGCACAGGUGUCGUGCUCUAUCACCUGAAGGAGGGGACAACAAAAAUAGGAAGGAUCGAUUCGGAUCAGGAACAGGACAUUGUCCUGCAGGGUCAGUGGAUUGAGAGAGACCACUGCACCAUCACCAGUGCCUGUGGAGUCGUCAUUCUGCGGCCGGCCCGUGGGGCCCGCUGCUCAGUCAAUGGCCGGGAGGUUACCGCCUCCUGCCGUCUGACCCAAGGAGCCGUCAUAAUCCUGGGGAAAGCGCAAAAGUUCCGAUUCAACCACCCAGCUGAGGCCGCCAUCCUUCGGCAGCAGAGGCAGGUUGGAGAGGCUGUUGGUGGCAGUGGCUCUCUGGAAUGGUUGGAUUUGGAUGGAGAUGUCACUGCUUCCCGGUUGGGUCUCUGCCCCUUGCUUUGGAAGGAAAGGAGAGCACUGGGAGAGCAGAUCGACGAGGACCACCGGCCACCGAGGGCUAGAGAGACACCUCACAGGUCCCAGGUUCAGCAGCAGCAUCGCUAUCUGGGGGAUGUGAGGCAGCGAAUCCUAGUGGGACAGAUUAGAGCCCAACAGGAACCGGAAUUGGUCGGGGCAAGUGCCGGCCGACAGAUAAAAGAGGACCAUCAGUGGCUGCUCAGAGAAGAGACCUGGCUGCCACAGCAAGACCAUGUAGCAGAGAAAGAACUUGAAGCCCCUGUGCCAUCUGAUUCGUGGUGCCAGACAGACCCUGAGACUCAACCAUUCCCCCGGGUCCGAAGCCAGAAGAGGCUGGUGCACCCACAGCUCCUGCGGAAACACGCACUUCGGGUGGCAGAGCAGAAGGUCAAGUGGAGAAGGGCCUCCUUUCAGCUGGAGAGGAUUGUUAAGAGGCAGAGGCUGCUGGAGGCCCACAGGAGGCCGGAGCAGCUCAGGGCACUGUGCUGGCUCCAGGAUGACCACCCCCGGAGGCCCCUGUUCCAGGCCCCCAACCCUGGUGCCCUGGUCUCAGGGCCUCAGUGUAGAAGCACAUGGACCAGGUGCAGUUCUUUGAGCCUCCGAAGGCCCUGUGGCCAGCACUCGGCCCAGCUGCGCAGUGUUUUCCUGAAUCAGGAUUCCUCCACCACGUUACCUCCUCUGCCUGACCCUACUGACCAAUUAUCAGAGAAAAUCCCCUCAGAAGAGUAUGUACCCCAAGCUGCUUCCUACCCCCCAAGGAUGGUGCAUUUCAGCAAGCAUGCCCUCUGUUCCUCAGGCGAGGAGCAGCUUUGCACAGCCAAGAAGGGCCUGGUCAAGAAGAGAGCCUCAGCCCCAGGCACCUGCCUCACCACGAGCUCCGGGUCUGCCAGCGAUCAGCAAAUUGAGGGAGUGGCCCUUACAGAGUCACUGAAGCUGGAGGAGCCCCAGUGGAAGGAGCAGGAUCUCCCAGAGCCUGAGAACUCCGAAAGUGAUGACAGCCAAAUAUCUGCAGACUCGCUGGCCGAGAAGGGGUACCAAAGCCCACAGGACAGCCCAGGGGACAGUUAUCUCACCCUCGGCCGCAGCCACCUCAGGGCCAGGGCUCAAGCCUCUGUGAAGGGCUUCACCACAUCCUCAGGCAGUGGACUACUCACCCAGACUCACAGGAGCUUUUCCCUCGAUAGCCUGAUCGGUGCUGAGGAAGAACUGGGGGAUGAUCAGCAAGAGGAGCCUUUUCUCAGUGCUGGUGCUGCUGACGAGAUGCCCGCAGAGACUUUCUGGCACCUGCAGACCUUCAGUCUGCCAACAGGGGACAAGGAGGCAGCAUGCAGGCUUGGUUCAGUUAGCCACAGAACCGGAGCCAGGCUGGACACUGUCCUGCCAGUGAGCGGUUCAUUUUACCUGGAGCCCCAGCCCCGCUGUGAGCAGCCUGAGUUGGUGGUGGAGGCAAGCUCCUCAGAACAGGCUGUGCAGCUUUCAAGAGGGAGCCCUCUGGUGUCCAUGGAUUCCUGGUUCUCCUGUGACUCCAAGAUCAAUCCCAGCAGCCCCCCAGAUUCUUUAUGUCCAAGUCCUAAUGGCCAGGAUUUUCAGCCCUGUGGUUGGGAGAGGCCUGGAUACUGGCGAAAUAUGGAGGCACUGAAGUCAUCAGGUACAGAAACAGCCCUGCCCCACAGCCCUGGGGCUGAGCCACCCUCCUCUGUCAGAGGUGUGUACCCGGUCCCUGCUUCCAAUUCGUCCAGGCUGUCCCUCUGGGGCUCUUCCAGGCUUCUGCAGCCAGGAGUUGAGGGCACCUUUCAGGCCAGAAGUGUCUCUGACCCAGCCCAGCAGGGCUUCUCUGAAGCAUCCAGCUCGAGUGGGUCAAGCUUGUUGGCUGCCUCUGCCACCUCAUUCACUUAUGUGGGCAGCACCCGUGAGAGAGACUGGGCUGCCCUUCAGCAGAAGUACCUCCUUGAACUGUCUUUUCCUGUUUUGGAGGCCACAGGAGAGCCCCGGCCAGUCUGCCCCUCCCUCCAGGAAGACUCUGGUUCCCUGACCCAAGUUUCUGGCAGGGGAGGAGAUGCUGUAUUGCCAGUUGGUCCUGGGGUAUCUGGCAGCCUGGAUGUCAACAGUUCUCCUGUCCAUCUGUCCAAAAUUAGGCGUUUGAGAGCAGAGAAAGAACAGGACAGUCUGAGUGUUGAGGUAGAGGGUACUUCAGAUUUCUUUACAACUAGUGAGAAAGAGGUGAGUUACAGUGGAGCUUAUUCAGCAGACGUAGAAUCAUCAACUUCUGGAGCCACAAAUGCCCGGGUCUCUGCAGCCGAGAGCAGGAUAGAACAUUCCAUGAUGGAAGCACCAGAAGUCAAGCAGAACAGCUUGGAGGUAUCCUCUCAGAGUAGUGAGAAACCUGGACCGAUAACUUCCUCUGAUGAAUGUUUUGUCCUGAAGAACCCUUGUCACCAUAUCGUCACCAUAGCCACCAAAGACCCCCACUGGCCACAAGCAGAGCAAUUAGGUCAGAACAGCCACCCCCCCUCACAGGACGAGAAGACAGACUCCCAGGAGAGCUCCAAGGAGGCGGGUGAAAGACGCAGCAGGCUUUCCUUCACCUUCCCGUCAGGGCCAGAGCUGUACCUCCAUUCUGCUCCCUGGAAUCCACUCCCAUCUUCCCUGCAGCCCCCUCCCUUGGAGACCUUCUAUGUGACCAAAAGCCGGGAUGCCCUGACAGAAACCGCCUUGGAGAUCCCGGCUUUCAGAGAAGUGAGGAUACCUUCCCCACCUGCCAGGGAAGCCUGGGGCUUUAGCCAUGAGCACCAAGUCCUCCAAAAUGUUUACAUGAAGAAAAAAUCACCAGUGUUGUUACCGAAUUCCAAGAUUACCUCAUCUCAGCAGGUCACAGAGGAGAGGCCCAUUGAUCUGACCACCAAGCAAGUCUGCAGAGAAAAAGGAGAAAGACCUGGAAAUGUUGAAGAAGAAAGCCAUAAUUCAGUUUACUUUUUUGUCACUCAAAACAGACAUUUUCUUCCAUCUACCGAGAUAAAAAUAGGUGAAUUUGAAAAUGAAGCUGGAAUUUUAAAUAAACACAGGCUUCCAACGCUCAAGCCAGGAGAAAAGGCCUACUGCAGUGUUUCCUCAAGCAGCUGUGGGUCUAGAGAGCCUCUCCUUUGUGAAUCAGAGGCAGAUAAGGAAGAAGAGCAGGGGCAGAAUGCAGUCUUCAGACAGUCCCAGGCCUUUGACACCAAGAGACAGUGUCCUUCUGGGUUCAGGUCUGAUUUCAUCCAUAGAACCUUCAGUUUAGGCCUUGACAAGGACAUGCAAGGGGAAGAUGCUCUUCCCCUGAAGUCCAGAUUGGUACAUCAUAGAGUAAGCAGCCCGGAGACCUCAGCCCAGGAUGAGAGGCCAGCCCACAAGGGGGAAGGGAAGAAUGAACCCAAGCUUCUUAGAAAAGCUCUCCAUCCCAGAGACAGCUCCAGAGGGUUUAAGCUUCCACAGGCAAAGUCUGCCUUUGAAAGACUCCACUCAGUUACAUGCUCUCAGGAAAGAAGCCUCGGUGAACGUAUGGUCCCUGCAAAGCCACAAGAAACUUGGCUAAACCCCAAGGAAGAACCUCCUGGAAAGAAGCGCAAUAAAAGAGUUAAUAAUGCUGAUGAGAUGGCUAGGCUAAUUAGGAGUGUAAUGCAGCUGGAAAACAGCAUCUUGGAAAUGGAAUCCAGGCAGAGUAAGCAGCUGUGUGCGUCCUACACACUGGGAGUCAGUGGGGAGUGCGUGUCCCAGGACCAGAAGCACCAGGAGAUGGCCAAUGAUGUACUAAGGCCAGGCAGCUCUGGAAACCACCAGUCCUUCAAGGAUCAGCCAUCUGCUCUAAGAGGGACAGCUGAUGUCACCUUUGGGGACGGUGAAGCCGGGGAGGUGGAGGUUCACAGUAGAGCUGGGAAAGAUCCCCAGGUGUGCGACGCCAGGUCUGUGAGAGGGCACACCUACCCAGCUGUGUUAGACAGCCCCACCGGGGACACUCUUGACCAUUCAGGGAUCUGUACAGUUUUCAGAGAGCCUACCGGCACUGGUGCUGAUCCAAGGAGAACAAAAGCACCGGCUGGAGCUGUGUCAUCGCAGCCCAGGCCUCAGAGGACUUCCGAGGCAGGCAGGCAGUCCUGUGGCUUGGGAAGUCUGGAGGCGCUGGAGGUUGUGAAGGGAUUUCAGGAAAGCCAACCUGCCAAAGGCGUGUAUAGCUCUAAGCAAGACGAGCUGAAAAUUCAGGGCCGAAUUGAAGAAAUGGUUGUAUCAAGAGGGAGCCUGCACGAGGGAAACAGAGUGGUCUCAUUGACUCACAAACUCCCUGGGCCGUGCCAGCAUUGGGAGGACACAUUUUUCAGCCAAGAGAGCAGCCUGUUGCUGAGCCAGCCAGACUCCUGUACGGCUCCUCGCCAAGACCUGAGUAAUACUUUGCCCUUGAAUUCAGCAAGGCUGCCAAGAAGCUAUCCUCAUGCACCUGAUGCUAUAGGCAUCCCUUCUGUUGUCUACGUGCUGGAUCCCACCAUGUUGAAAAUGCCCACCAGCCCCUUGGUAACCGGAGUGAGGUGUCAGGACCAGAGUGGGGAUCCUGGAUGCCACGGCCCGCGGGGAGACAUUGGAGGGGUCCCCUCUGUGGCACACCCUGCUUGGGCUGGGUCUGUGAUAUCCAUGGCUGCAGGAUCUCAUGGUCAGUCCAGUGCACCAGAGAGCAUUACUCUGGGGGCAGAGGGCAGGAGAUCAGAAAGCACCAGUCCCCAGGACCACAGAGGGGACUUCAGAAGCACCUCAAUGGGCUUGAGUAGCAGGGCAGGUUCUCCAUCUGAAGCCGAGACAGCUGUACAAAGAGGACCAGAGAGAGCCAGCUCCCUGAACAGGGCCUCUGGCCCACUAGAAAGGAGGGCUGGCUGCCCCUUAGAAGAGGGGAGCACCCGAGGCCUGGUGAUGAGCCAGAAGGCGGAGGAGGAGGCCAAGGACCCUGGGCCCACCUGUGGUUUUUUCUCAGCACCGGCGUCCCUGCGGCAGGUGCCUCAGCCAGAGCCCUCUGCCCGUCCACCCUCACGCCUGGUUGUUUUGGGAGAGAUGGGACAGGCAGAGGCCCAGCGGAAGCAGCCUCAUGAUGUGGUGACUAGGGGCACAGUCCUUUGUUACAGUGAGACUUUGUUAGAACCUGAAGGUUCUUCAGGGGCCCCUGGCAGGCCUCAGCAUCCACAGAUGUCCCAGUCAAUGUCAGACAGGGCCAGACAUGAGGGGGAAGCACAGGGACUCCAUGUGGCACCUCUCUCUGCUGAACCAGGACACCUGUCCAUUGAUGAGAGGACAUCCGUCCUUCAGGCCACACCCCCCUCUACAGACAGCUUUUGCCCUCUGCUCAAUGCAGACACUCACCCGGGGCCACAGUGUCCCUCACGGCCUUCUUCUCGUGCUGACCCUGCUCUGGGUAAAAGCCAUCGUAACGGGAAAUUGGAACAUUUCCUGGGAGCAGGUGAACAGUCUGUAUGUCACUCUACCUCUUUUGAAAUGAUAGAGCAAAAAGAAGCAACCAGAAGAUCUUCUGCUGAUCCUUUGGGCUCAAACAGUCUUCCUCCUUCAGCAGCUGUGGAGGAGGCCAGGAGGGUAAAAACAGAGGGAGUAGAGGCUGCCUUAGCUUCUCAAGCCCCUUGUGAUGAUGCUGGUGGGAUUCCACGUGGGGGAGGCCAAUCCACUGCCCAUCAGGAGGCUGCUGAGGAUGUGUCCUCUGGUGGUCAGGAGAGCAGCCCAGUCCAGCAAGAACCUGGGACUCUGGACAACAUGAGGGAAGGAGGUCCUGGUAACUUCCUAAUGUCUGCACAGGGAAGAAAACCAACCAGUUUGGAAAGUCACCAAGAUGUCCAGAAUCCUGGCAGCCUCUCAGGGCCUAACCAAGGCCAGGUCCAAUGCCUUGAGCCUCCCACCGGCUUGGAAGGGAGGGUGAGUCCUAAGCAGGGUAUUGUCCUGCCUGGAGCCCUGAGGGGAGUGGAACCCGAAGCUCCCUUGCAGCAGCGUGUGAAGCAGGAGGGCAGUGUCAGCUCUGGGCCGGCAGAGGACUGCAGGGCCGGCGGGGAAGGUCCCAGGCCAAUCCCACUGCUAGCUCCCAGCCCCGGGGCAGUUAGAGAGGACACCCCACACCGAUGCCUGCAGCAAAGCCCAGAUUCUGUUGUCUUCUUGGGGAGCACUGGAGGCGGAAGGACCCUUGGUCCGUCUGGGGGGCUAGGAGGCAGCAAAUCUCAUCCUCCCCAGCACCUGUGCAGCCCCCAGCCCAUUGCUUCCCAGGGCCAUGCCUCCCCUUCCUCCGAUUCACUGUGUUACAGAGGUGGUGACGGGCAGCUGGGCCUCCAAGGCUGCCCCACAUAUGUGUCAUUCACCCUGUAUGGAGCCUCUAGGGGCUGGGGAGUGGACAAGAGGGGAGAGCGCCAUUGCAGGGACCCUGACAUGCUCUUGGGACACGACCUUGAACCCAAAGACAUUAAUGUGGAGUUGGGGCCAGCAGACAGCAGCCCUCUGGAGCCCCCAGCUGCUGCUGCUGACCUGCCUCUGGCUCAGGGCUGCAGCUCCCCUUCUGCCCCAGAUGUGAGGACAGGUUCCCUCAGCUGCUCAGUUGCUGAUGGAAGCUCCAGGUCAGUUGGAAAUCCUGAGAAAAAGCUUGAGGAGAGGAAAGCCAGCACCGAGCUUGAGGCUGCCGCUUUCCGCACAGGCAGGAGCUCUGAGCCACCCAGGGGGUUUCAGGACAGUUGUGCUGGUGGCCAAAGUGCACAGGGCUCUCAACCCAAACCACAACAGCCCUCAACAGCUGGUGGACAACACAGUGAGCCGCUGGUGGGGCCACAACAUGGAUGUUUGGGAAACACCAUCAGUUGCCUUCCAGAGAAGACACAGCUUUCUACGGAGUUCAGGGAUCACCGUGGCUUGGAUCCCAAAGCCAAAUAUGUAGCAAAGUUUAAGUACAUCCCCAGUCCCCAGGCUGACAGCCCCUGGGAGGAGGAGGAACAGCAGAGAGACUGGGCUUCAGGUGGUGGUGAAGACCCUGCCUGGAACAGGAGCCCCCCGCCUCCUGAGGAAGACAGCUCAGACAUCCGUCACAUUGGCGGUACAGGCAGAGAGCAGAUGGCUGAGGCCAGGCCCCCUGUGUCCAAGACACUCUCAUCAGGCUGCAGAGGCUCAGCCACUGUCCCCUUGGAGCAAUGUGGAGCACCUCAGCCUGUGGCCCGGGUUCCUGCACAGGCCUCUUCUGGCGGGGACCAGCCAGCGCCCCACCACCGGUGCGCCCUUCCUGUGCUUGCUGUCUUCUCUGGCCCUGAACACUUGAGACCCCAGUUCUCUGUGAUCAGCUCUUCCCAGUCACUUCAGAAGCUGAACUUGAGCGUGGAGCCACCUUCCCUCACAGAUGAGGAUGUGCAGGAGCCUAGCAGACUAUGGACCCCACUUCCCGGGGGCUCUUCCUCAGGAAUGUCUUCGGUGGCAAGACCAUCUGUGAAAACUGAGGGCUGUGAUCAGGGAGCCUCCGGUGAUUUGGACAAGAGCACCGCUGAUCCCAGGCACCUGCCACCUGCGCCCCCUCCUCACCCAGGGAUGGCACAUCCCCCGUGUGUGCCAACCCCCAACUUCACGGCCAGCCAGCUGUCUGGUUCUCUGGAACAGGCCUGGCCAGGAGAGCCAGAGAGACUGGGUGCCCAGGCCAGACCUGGGGAGCUAUGCUCUGGAGCGGGCACAGAAGACCUGCUCUUUGGCUCCAGCGAUAUCCACCCCCGUGUCCUGCCCUGGCAUCCCGCGGGGCCUGAGCGUGUUGGCUGGAAGCAGUGUGUGUUUGGCGGUAUGGUCGAUGUCUCCCGGGGCUGCAAAUCCCAGUGCUGCAACACGGAUGGCGUAGAAGGCCAGGACUCCGCAUUCCACUCCUGCCCCAGUACCUGCGCCAGCGCCUGCGGCCUGGCCAGCACACACAGCACCGAAAACACCCAAGGUUCCCAUCAGGCCUGGAAAGUGUGGGGUUCCUCGUUUGCCCUGGGGAACCCCUACGCGCUGGCCAGCUCUGGAGGGACAGCCCCCACCAAGGGCCCUAACAAAAGAGUCCAGUUCCUGGGCAGCCCUGGUGAAGCGGGCUGUCUGAGGAAGGAGCUGCCCUUGACAGAAGGAAGUGCUGUAGGUCCAGUGGAUGAGGUUAUGAUGUUGUGUCCCUCAGAGGCCCAUGGCCCUGUGGGACCGCCUGGGAUGAGCACCUUGGAGCAGGGCACACAGACCCUGGGCUCCGGGCCCCACGGGAACCAUCCUGCCAUCUGCUGUGCCCAGUCAGAUGCGGCCUCCUGGGCCAGCAUGCACAGCCUGUCUCUCCGCCUCUCGCAGCUCCUACACAGCACCUCAGAGCUGCUGGGGAGUCUCUCCCAGCCAAGUGUGGCUGAAAGGGAGUGGAAUACCAAGAGGGAGACUCCAGAUGAGGCGCCCCAGGCCCUUAUGAUGGACAGCUGUACCCAGACCACCAUGGAUGAGGGAAUCCAGACCGACCUGGCCUCACCACCUCUGCACCUCCAGGCCCCAGAGGCCAACCCUCAGAAGGUCGAUGUAGUCCUCGAGGGGCUGGGCCCAGAUAUUUCCAUCACAUCGCAAGAAAAGGGACAUGUCCUGGGGACACUUGAGAAAAGAGAAGCAGAGGAAACAGUACGGAAAACUGUGGGGCUGCAAGAUCUUCAGGAAGAAAGCACUCAAUGCAGGUCCCGGAGCCCUCUAGAACCCUCGUCCCACUUGAGCUUUUGGAAAGGCUGCUUUGGGCAGAACCUGCCUUCCCUGAGCCCCCAGGCUUCUCCUGAUGCCUCCCCACCUCCCAGCUCCCAGCCAGAGGAACCCUCUUCUCUGGCUGGCAGCAGCCCUGGCACAGCUCUCCCCUCAAAGCCUUGCACCCACACUUUGGAGUCUCUUGGGGAGCCCAGGGUUCUGAAGAAGCAGGGCCUCUCAAGUGCCCUGCUGGUGGACAGGGCCUCCUCUCCCAUCCUUACCCUUAGCGCCCACACCCAAGGGUUGGGGCUCCCCUCAGGUGCUUUGUGUCUCAGCACCCCCUUGGCUCAUUCCCUUGAAGGCCACCAGAAGCUCAUCUCCAGCCCAAGCCUUCCCCUUUAUGCCCCCAGGCCUCCAAUGGGUAAUUCUCAAGCCACCGAUGAGUCAGCUGACACUCAGAGAGUGGGGGCUCUGUGUGGAGAAGGCAAAAGUUCCUCAGAAGGGGGUGAUCGCAGGCCCUCCCAGGAGGUGAGCUCCCAAGGCAGCCCACGGCCAAGCGCAAAACUCCAAGUUCGUUUCGUGGAGCAGCCCCCACGGGAGCAGCAGCAGCAACAGCAGCCGGGGACUACCACUGGGGGCCCCAGCAGACUGCGUCCUCCACCCACCAGGAGCCAGACUCACAGGCUGGCCCUCGGCUUCGGGCCUGAGGACACGGCCUCCCUAGAAUGUGGCCCACUGAGCAGUAGGGGGCCGAGUCAACGGUGGAGCAGGACAGAGAAUGGGUGUGUGAGCUCAGCAUCUCCAGCGGAGCCACGGCCUGCUCUGCACGAUUCCUUCUCCUGGGAAGGCCUCCAGCGCCACAGCCCCUGCCCUUUCUCUGAAGUGACUCAUACUCCAGGGCUCCAGGGUUACAUCUUGGGCCCAACUGAGGCCUGCCAACCUGAGGGGCCACUGCACCCCAGUUCCCGGAUGUGCAUGGACCAGAACCUGAGGGACCUUCCCAUGCAUAACAAAUUUAGCGACUGGUGUGGGGUUCAGGAUGGCUCUCCCAGGGAGCCAGGUGUGAUGGAUUUGCCGGGAACCGGGCGUGACUGUGGCUCUGGAGAGCAGGGCCAGAGGCCCGCACAACCUCCUGAUGACCAGAGCCAGGCCGAGUGGUCCAAGAGGGAGCAGAUCCCCCUGCAGGUAGGGGCCCGGAGCCUCUCACUCAGCGUGGAGCUCACAGAAGCGAAACUGCACCACGGCUUCGGGGAGACAGACGCCCUGCUGCAGGUGCUGCAGAGCGGGACGGGGGAGGCGCUCACUGCUGAGGAGGAGCCACGUACCCGGUCAAAACAAGCCAUGGAGAACCUGCCAAGGGAGCGGGCUGGGCCCCCUCAGAGCUUUCGUCGGACGCGAAGCCUCAGCCCUCAGAAGCAGCCGAUCUCCACGUCCCACCAGGAUCUCCUCACCCGGGACUUGGACCUACCCAGCAGGCGCCGAGAAUACCUGCAGCGGCUGAGGAGGGACGUUGUGGAGACCACCAGGAACCCACGGUCAGCAUCAAGGUCGGCUCACCCUCCCUCUGACAUAGAGCUGAUGCUACAAGAAUACCAGCGGGCCCGCGAGGAGGCCAGGGUGGAGAUUGCCCGGGCCCGGGACCGACUGCGGGAGCGGACGGAACAGGAGAAGCUGAGAAUCCGCCAGCAGAUCGUCUCCCAGCUGCUGCAGGAAGAGGAAAAACUCCACACACUGGCCACCUCCAGCUCCCGGUGCACCAGCUCUGAUGGAAGCCUCUCAUCUGGUGUCACCUCCGGCUACAAUAGCAGCCCAGCCCUGCCAGGCCAGCUCCAGUCCCCAGACAUUGUGGCGGACACAAACUCACCUGAUUCCAGAGACGCCUGGCUCGGGGAUGUGCGGGGCCGCUCUGCAGGGAGGAACAGCCAGCCGAACCUGGCCGGGGCUGCCUGGAGAAGCUUAGUCUACAGCCGCAGAGCCUCCCUGGGCAGCUGGUGCUGUUCUCCCUCCAGCCUGUCCAGCCUGGGGACCAGCUUCUCCUCCUCCUACAAGGAUCUGGCCAAGCACAUCGUGGACAUCUCGAUGGCUGACGUAAUGGCUGCUUGCUCAGAUAACCUGAACAACCUCUUCAGCCGCCAGGCAGCAGCCGGCUGGAACCAUCAGGGUGAGGAGCAGGAGGUGCAGCUAUACUACAAGGUGUUUUCUUCUACUCGGCAUGGCUUCCUGGGGGCGGGCGUGGUGUCGCAGCCGCUGUCUCACGUGUGGGCAGCUGUAAGUGACCCCACCUUGUGGCCCCUGUACCACAAGCCCAUCCAGACAGCGAGGCUGCAUCAGCGGGUCACCAACAACAUCAACCUGGUGUACUUGGUGUGCAACACCACCCUAUGCGCACUGAAGCAGCCACGGGAUUUCUGUUGUGUCUGCGUGGAAGCCAAAGAGGGGCAACUGUCUGUCAUGGCAGCUCAGUCUGUGUACGAUGCAUCCAUGCCCAGACCCAGCAAGGAGGUGGUCCGAGGAGAGAUCCUGCCCAGUGCCUGGAUCCUGCAGCCCCUCACUGUGGAAGGGAAGGAGAUCACCAGAGUCAUCUACUUGGCCCAGGUAGAACUUGGUGCUCCAGGAUUUCCCCCUCAGGUCCUAAGUGCCUUCAUCAAACAGCAGCCACUGGUUAUAGCCAGACUGGCUUCCUUCCUUGGUAGUUAGCAUCUCACUGUCAAGAUGGUGCUCCAGGACGCCCCCGGGACACUGCGGCAGCUCUCAGGACUCUGUGUCCUGAGGCAGGAGCUGAGACUACCCGCUGUGGCAGACAGCACUCAGCCCCGAGCUGCCAUUGAAACCCCGUCACUCUGGCACCUCUGCAGUAUGAGGGGCCUGAGCUCCUGGCCGUGGCCGUCCAGAGUGAAUGAAGCUCAACUCACCUUUUCGGAUUUCUCACCUUUCUUUCCCGUCUCUGGGACCCUGUGGCAGACAGGCCACGCGAGGAUCAGGACCGGGCCCAGCCAGGAGAGCUGGGGGACUGCAGUGCUCUGCCUCGGUGCUGCCUUAGUUUGGUGCAGCCCUCGGGUUGGUAGGGAAGUGAGUGGCCACUGGCGAGACCCUGCUCAGCAUCUGCCUUCAGCGUUCAGCUCCACUGUGGGAUGGAGUGUUAGGAAAUAGCAAAACAGGAAAACAGUUCUAAAAAACAGCUGCACAAACCAGAACACUGAUUUAGAAUGUUUGUCCUCCUUGAAUUUUUACCAAAUGCUUUAUAAUUGAUUUUGCUUUGCCCCCUCUACCUUUCCCUUGCAGGAGGGGACGGUUGUCUGGAUCUUUGUCUGAGUCGGGAGUCCUGAGCCAUGCUCUGUCAUGGAGCCAUCACUCCAGAGCUCAGGAGGGUGGGAAGGCCACUGUAAAAGCUGGUCGGAUAGAUGUGGGGUCAGGGUGGGGGCCUAGCUCUUUGAGGAGGGCUGGGGAUGGAAGGACACCUCUCCUCUGAGAGAUAAAAAUUGUCCUGUGAAGGCAGGUGGGAAGCUCAUGUACCUCCUAGAAGAGGUAAGUAAUUUGUUAAGAGGAACCUCUCAGUUUCAUUCCUUACCUCCCUCAGAGCCUUGGUCCCAGGCUUUGGUUGUCUCUUGUUCCACAGACUGCUGUAGCCACUUCUAGGAUGGGAUGGAGAAUGGGUCGUUUUCUUGUACCUUGGCCUGGCUGAUCUUGAGCUUUGAAUAUUCUGUGUGGUUACCUGGGAAUGUGGGGACGGGAGAGCUUCUCAGCUUCAGUUCCUGUGCCUGGAAUCUUUGGUGGAGGAGUGUGACCAUAUGGGAUUGAGAUGUGGUGGGAUGGUAAAUUUCUGAAUAGUACAGCAGAGAUUUAUUUUUCUAAGUGUUUGCAGGAUUUUUUUUUCUUACCUCAUAUUAAGUUAUUUAUAUAUUACUAAAGGUUUUUUUUUUUAAUUGCUUUUAAACUUAUUUUUCUGGUUAAUUUUUUUUGGUACCACUUGAUAUAUUUAACACCCUAUUUAUGUACUCCUAUCUCUUUUCAUAUAAAUCUCUUCCUAAGACCAUUGAUAGAAAAGGUCAGAACACUUGUGUACUUUUAUUCAAGUGAAGACUGCCCUGGGAGAGCCUAAGUGUGUCAUUUGAGCUCAGAAUUCAGCCUGGAGAUUAUGAUGGCAAUAACUGCUCAGGGCCCAGUUUCAAGCUCUAAGAGUUUACACAUAUGUACCAAGUGUUUCCUAUGAGCUCAGUACUGCUUUGAACAUAAAUAGCAACCAGAUUAGUUGCCCAGCCAUGGCCAGCUGUAGCCCAAAUAUGAACAUGAGACAGAAGAGUCACUGCCACACUCAGUGGUGACCACAGUCCCCUGGAAGGAAGGUCUAUAACAGUUAUGCACCUCUGGGGCUUCUGAGGCAGAGCCUGCAGUAGGAAUCUGAACAUGUAGCUGCAGCAUAUGGAGGUUCCCAGGCUAGGAGUCAAAUGGGAGCUGUAGCUGCAGGCCUACACCACAACCACGCCAGAUCUGAGCCACGUCUGUGUCCUACGCCACAGCUCAUGGCAACACCGGAUCCUUAACCCACCGAGCGAGGCCAGGGAUGGAACCUGAGUCCUCAUGGAUACUAGUCGGGAGCUCCAAAGUCAGGUUGUUUCCUCAGACUUUAUUGUGCACCAGAAUCACCUGAGGGACUUGUUACACCCCAGGCUGGCCCCUACGUUUGUAUUUCUAGGAAGUCCCAGGCGAUCCUGAGGUUGCUGGUCUGGGGACCACCCUUUGAAAACCACUGUUUUAGACAACUAGUAGCAGGUAUGUGGAAAGGAACCUAAAAACUGAUGAGUUCACUACUUCAUUAGCUGCCUGUCUCUGUAAUUCCUAAGGUAUCUCACUGCUUGCCUGAAGUAGGCCUUUAAGGUUCACACAAGCCAGCAUUGCUUCCUGCAACAGGCCUGCGCUGCUGGUCCCACCUCCUGUGAGGCUGGGUGUCUGUGAAGUAGCUGCUGCUUCCUGCAGGGCUCAGCUUCCUGGGACAGUGCUUUUGUUCAGCCUGAUGGGUGCAGAAAGAUAAAAGCAUUUCU
Molecule: messenger RNA, 15738 nt
Organism: Sus scrofa (pig)
Lineage: Eukaryota; Metazoa; Chordata; Mammalia; Artiodactyla; Suidae
Gene: STARD9
Product: StAR related lipid transfer domain containing 9
Biological process (GO): spindle assembly; microtubule-based movement
Cellular component (GO): cytoplasm; nucleus; centriole
Molecular function (GO): microtubule binding; microtubule motor activity; ATP binding
Source: RefSeq, a predicted model, not a curated record